Molecule: messenger RNA, 2626 nt
Organism: Bombyx mandarina (wild silkworm)
Lineage: Eukaryota; Metazoa; Arthropoda; Insecta; Lepidoptera; Bombycidae
Cellular component (GO): extracellular region
Molecular function (GO): protein binding
Source: RefSeq, a predicted model, not a curated record
CACGGCAACGUCACGGAGCACGUGCGCGCGCCCGCGGACAGCGCGCCGUCGAGCGCGCGCCCACCGCCCGCGCGUCACGCGCUCUCUCUCUUGCGACAUGGACGUGCUUUCCGAUGACGAUGAAUACGCGCGCCGCGAACGACAGAUCAGCAAUCUCGUGGCGACGCGGAACGAAGCUGCUGGAGGCGGUGCGGCCGUGCAGCGAGUGGGCGCCGCUGUCUGCUGCGCCGUUGAGCGCUUCGUGGCCGUCGGCGAGACCAUCGCUGACGACAACCCCGAUGUGAGGCACAACAUGGUACUCGCCUGUAAAGAAGCUAGAGCAGCGGGGGGAUUUGUACCCAAAGAUCCUGAAGAAAUAGAUAAGUACUACGCAGUGUAUCCUAGUCCAGCGCCGGGACCGUCCAUUCCACAUUUGACCACCUCGAUGCAAAUAGAUGUUGCCAAAGAGUGUAUAACCAGUGACGGUCGACGUGUGAAAGAUGGUCAUAAAAUAUCAGUGUGGUGCUCAAACUGUGCCUGUCAGGAUAGAGAGUUGAGAUGCAUUCCGCGGGACUGCUCUGUACCCAGUGGGUGUAACCGUCUACCUAUUACUUCAGAAGCUAAAGACUUGUGCUGUGGCGAUUUAGUCUGUAACUCGGUGGAAUCUACAACAACUCCUAUCGCAAUAACAACGGAAAAUCAAAUAGUUGAUGAUACAAGAGUUAAGGUAGAAAAGUUCUCGAUAAAACAAAAAAAUGAUUCACAAUCUCAAACUGACAAUCAAUAUGAACUCAAAACAGAACAGAAUAUUAAACCUGUCGAAGUUAAUUCCGUUAAGGAUGGAACUGAUGGGAUAUUUACUACAACACUGCCACCACCGACAGUCACUGCUGCAGAAAUAAUUACAACACCAGUUUUUGUCACUGAAAAGAUACAACCCAAUGAAACCAAUUCUAACGAGUAUGAAGAUGAUGAAGACGAUUCCUCGUUUGGAAGUUUACUUCAGUUGCUAUUAAGUGGUGAAAUCGAAUCCACUACAGCGAAACCUAAAACCACCAUGAAAACCAGUACUACCACGAGUACUGCAAGACCAUAUCGACCCACUUUGAAGCCAUUCAUUCCCUUACCGCCUCGUCCCUACAUUCCACCAUAUAAAGCGUCAGUCAACAGAAUAGACCACUUAGUCUUAGGAGAAGCUACAGCUAUACACACCACCCAAAGAUCCGAGCUGAAAACGAAUAGACCUGAAAUCACAAGAUCACCAGCCGUCACCGAGAAAGACAAGCUAUCGGUACAGUAUACUUCGGUGACGCACGAAGGACCCAGACCACCAAAUCUUGGUUUGGGAGGAGGAAUCUUGAAGAUAUCAGGCUGUAAUAUUUACGGAAAAAUGUAUGGCGUGGGACAUUUUGUUCCUGAACUAACAACAAAAUGCCAAGAGUGCUGGUGUGCUGAUUAUGGAGUACAGUGCAAGUCUAAAGGAUGUUAGAUGUUUUAGUUAAACGGGUAUUAUGAAUUUCAACUGCUAACUGAGCUAAUUCAACAGCUUCUAAUUCAAACAUCAAACAAGGAUCGGUUGUAACAAUACGGCCUACUGUGAUGUGCUUGAACAGAUUCAUUUUAGUGUAGUGUUAAUAAUUAUAUGUUGCUAGAAUACGGAUAAUUUAUAUUGAUUUUAUUGUAUAGAGCGUUGGAAAAGGUUUUUGACGAGUUCUAGUUAUGAUUAUAAAAACUUUUUCUGUAUAAUCAGACUAUAAACGUAACCUCAUUCGCUGUGAAACAAGUUUUAAAUUCAAGUUGUACCACAACUUCCUAUUGUAAUAAAUCGGUCAUUGAUCUCAGAAAAUCAUGACACUAAAGUAAAAUUUCAUAGGAUAACCAAAACUUAAGGAUUUUUAUAUAUAAUUAUAAAAGAUAAGUCUAUGUCGGUAUUGUUAAAGGUUCUUUAUAUUUCCUUCUAUCCAGCCUUCUAAAUGUAAUGGACAUAAAAGGCUAAGGACGAGCGCCUUGGAAGCAAAUUUCGAUUCAAGCCGUUGUGAUGCGUAGCUGAGAAUACAUACCGAGCUUGUUAGCCAUCUGUCUUAGAUUUUGGUAGUUUAAUGAGGUAUUAACUUGUGUGACCGGACUGUCAGUGUGAUGUGGCUCCUUAAUAACAAUACUUAAUUAGUAAGGAUAGGACAGCGUUUGUUGAAACAUAAUUAAAAGAAACUCGUCCCAAACCAAAGGCCGGUGGUAGACUAAUUAUUGAAAAGAUAAAUCCAAAUGAUUAAUCGUCAGCUAAUAAAUUUACCUGGUAACGCUAUUAGAAAUAAGCUGGGUCGAGUCGCACGUACUGUUGUUUGUUUUUCUAUUCCAUUUAUGUAUAUGUUGACUUCAACAAAAGACUGAGCUGGGGGAUACCAUGAAGGGGUCUCUGAAUAAUUCAGAGACCCUUCAUGGCAUUUGCUGAGCGAAAGAGUCCUUAAAACUAGAAACAACAGUAACAAGUUCUUAAAAAGUUCCCUACAGCAGGCAUCGGCUAGACUAUACCUCUGAAGUUGCUAAUGGUUUUGACAGUGACAGAGGCUAAUAUAUCACUUAGCCCAUAUUUGGGACUGCCUUCAGAACGAAUGAAAAAUAUUAUAUUCUGUAAAAUAAAAUAAAUUGU